UUAACGAAAUGGUUCAAUCUAUCGACGACGCUUAACCCGCUGUAUUUAGUAUUGACUGUACGCCGAAGAACAGGUUCAUUCACUUGUUACAGUUUUGUGUCAUCUAAAGUCUUAAUCAAGACAGGUUAAAAUGACAACGGUAAACUAUUCUGGUGCAUACAGACAUAACAAAUAAACAAGCAACAACGUGAGGGACCGAUUGACACGCUGUAGUGGGCAGUAUUUGCUUCACCAAGGAGCCUAUGGUUGAGACGUCUGACAGAGACCUGGAUGCUCUCGCUGGGCACACUGCUGCUCGGUGGCCUCACUAGCUCCAAAGGAACCUCUCCUCCAUUCUCCCCCCCUCCAUGAGCCCGAGGCGGUGGCCAGCACCCGAUGAUUCUGCCCGCCUGCUGCAGCCAUAGCGCUAACCACCCGGACCAGGGAGACGAAGUCGUAGGAUUGGCAGGACAGCCCGACCCGCCCUCUGACCCGUCGAAUUGUGAGAUGCCCUCGCUCCCCGACAAUGGAGAGGAUCAAGGAACAUCCCCCGUGAAUCUGCCAUCUGCCCGGGCCUAUCAGAACACGGGGAAGAGGAAGGUCCGCAACAAGAAGAAGAAAGGAAUCAUCACAGCCAACGUGGCAGGAACCAAAUAUGAAAUAGUGCGUGUCGCAAUUAGUGAGCUGGCUUUCCUGAAGACGCGGGAUGAGGACGAAACAGCUAACCUCAUCUGGAAUGACUCGGCUGUUCAACACGAGAAAAUCGCUGAGCUCAGGAACUACCAGAGAAUCAACCAUUUCCCUGGGAUGGGGGAAAUCUGCCGGAAAGACUGCUUGGCAAGAAACAUGGCCAAAAUGAUUAAAUUCCAGCCUCAGGAGUACAGCUUCAUACCCAAGACCUGGAUCUUUCCUGCUGAGUACACGCAGUUCCAGAACUAUGUGAAGGAGCUGCGGAGAAAGCGCAAGCAGAAGACAUUCAUCGUGAAGCCGGCCAACGGCGCCAUGGGUCACGGGAUUUCCUUGAUUCGCAAUUGCGAGAAGCUUCCGAGUCAAGAGCACUACAUCGUGCAGGAGUACCUCGAGAAGCCCUUUCUGAUGGAAGGUUACAAGUUUGACUUGCGUAUUUACAUCCUGGUCACCUCCUGCGAUCCUCUGCGGAUCUUCCUCUACAACGACGGCCUGGUCCGGAUGGGGACCGAGAAGUACCACUCGCCCAACGAGUCCAACCUGAGCCAACUGUUCAUGCACCUGACAAAUUACUCUGUCAACAAACACAACGAGAACUUUGAGCGAGAUGAGACCAUAGACAAAGGAAGCAAGAGAUCUGUGGGCUGGUUUUCCGAGUUCCUCCGGUCCAACGAUUUCGAUGUGGCCAAGUUCUGGAAUGAUGUAUCAGAACUGGUGGUGAAAACGCUAAUAGUGGCCGAGCCUCACGUCCUGCAUGCCUAUCGCAUGUGCCGCCCUGGACAGCCACCAGGGAGCGACAGUGUCUGCUUCGAGAUGCUUGGCUUCGACAUCAUCCUCGAUCGCAAGCUCAAGCCCUGGCUGUUAGAGAUCAAUCGUGCUCCGAGCUUCAGCACCGAUCAGAGGAUUGAUCAUGAUGUGAAGAAGGGGGCCCUGCUCAAUGCCCUGAAACUGCUCAACAUCAGGGCGAGCGAUAAGAGGCGUAACCUGGCUCAGCAGAAGGCAGAGGCCCAGCGGCGUCUCUACGGCCAGGGGUCCAUGAAGAGGCUCUCGUCCGUCUCCUCGGAGCGCGAGCGGCAGAGGCGCACCCUGGAGCGCAGGAGAGAGGAACUGAAAGAGCGUCUGGUCCAGGUCCGGAAGCAGAUCUCCCGGGAGGAGUACGAGAAACGGCACCUGGGGAACUACAGACGUAUUUACCCCCCAGAUGACAAGCUGCUCUUGGAGAAGUAUGAAAGCCUCCUCUCAGCUGCCUUUCAGAUAUUUCUCGCUGGGCGGGCGGCCUCACUUCAAAAGGAAAUGAAUAAUCCUCUGAAACGAAUGAAGGAGGAGGACAUCUUGGAUCUCCUGGAACAGUGUGAGCUGGACGAUGAGAAACUGACGGGGAGGUCUUCCCGCCAGAGAGGGUCCAAGGCAUUGUCCUCCAUGCCUGAGAGCAGCCACACACCCAAGAAGCAGCAGGGGGCCUACGGCAGCGGUUCCAGCAGUGGGGACGACAGCUGCUCCUCGGGCUCCGAGGACGAGGACGCCGACAGGGACGGGGACGGAGAGGAAGAUGGAGACGCCGAGGCUGAGGAGAAGGACGACUCCCUGACCGAGAACAAGAGGGUCUCCUACAACCUGGGAGACGCCAGACAUAAAUCAUCGGAGCGCUCCAGCCGUGUCCAGGGGAAGCCUCCAUUGAAGACUGUGCGUAUCCGCGCGGCGGCGUCCCCCACCCUGUCGGGGCCGAUCCGCCGCUCGGUGUCCUGCCCGCGUUCCAUCUCCUCACUGGCCGCCCAGUCGCCCACCAACGAGCAGCGAGGAGGACUUGCCGGCAGGACGCCCUCUUCCUCCUCCUCGGCUGGCGCCGCCUCCUCAGUGUCAGCGUCAGCGUCGUGGUCCUCGACCACCGGGCGGCCCAGCACGGCGUCCCGCUCCCACUCGCUCAGCCGCAGCGGCUCUGCCCACAGGGUGCCACACAGCAGCAGCCUGGGCACCAUCCACGCCCACAUGGCAAGCUCCGGCGAGUCCCUGCUGAACCUGAAGACGAAGGAGCAGGAGGCGGAGCUGACACGGCACACGCUGGCCGCGCUCAAUGAGAUGCGCAUCCGCUUCCCCGGCAAGAACGAGGAGGACGCCGAGCUGCUGCUGGAUGAAAUUCUAGACAACUGGAAGUAUCAUAAACCAAAAGUGGCCUCUUAUUGGUUGGUGAAAUUGGACUCCACCAAACAGAGAAAGGUUCUGGACAUUGUUCGCACCAACGUGCGUUCGGUGCUGCAGCGGGUGUGGAGAGAGCCUGACGUGGACAGUUUACAUUUGUACCGCCUUUUCAACCGUGUCUUUAACCGGCUGCUCUGGAGCCACGGACAGGGCCUCUGGAACUGCUUCUCCAACUCGGGGUCAUCAUGGGAGGGCAUCUUCAACCGCAGCAGCGAGGUGGUGACCGCGCAGGAGCUGCGCUGCUGCCAGAGGGUGGUCCAGCUGUGUCGGGACUGUCUGCUGGUGGUCUACAAGUUUGUGCAGGACUCCCGGGGCACCAUCAGCGGACUGAGCUCCGAGUGGGAGGACACCAGGUAUCUGGUGCCAGUCACGUCCCAGUUCAUAAUCAAGUGGCCUUCCUCCAGCCUUGGCCGCGUCUCCUCGGCGAUGCCUCGCUCCCGCAGCCUGUUCACCACCAGGAUGGGCCAGUUCUGACCUCUCCCUGCCCCGUCCGCCCUGCCCUGUCACCCACCCAACCUCCACCCCUCCACUACCCAUGCCCCUCCGUCCUUCCAUCCUCUCGUCCUGUCCUGUCCUGUCCUGUCCUGUCCUGUCUGCCCUCCAGGUCUCCAAGGCUGCCCAGCUGCCUGAGGCGGCUCUCUCUCUCUGGGCUCCCCUGUGCAGGCCAGGAGCCUGUGCCACCGGAGCAUAUGGGAGAGAUUUGCUUAGUCACCGGGGAGCUGUACCCAUCAGUUUCAGACUAUUAAGUCCCCCCUCGAGUGGCCAUGCAUAGCACCAGCUGGAUAGCGUAUCUCUCUUUUCUUCUCCUCUCUUCUGUCUCUUCCUUUUCUCUUCUCUUCUCUUUAUCUGUCUCUCUCACUGUCUUGCUUGUACAGUUUUAGGUCAUGAUACUGUAAAGAAGCAACAUAAUGUGAACAUAAUGCAUUAAUUUAUUUUGAGAUUUAAGAAAUAUUUAAAAAACAAAACAUAAUUCUGUGAAUGCUUUAGUGAUCUGUAGGUGAAGUGGUAUGACUAAGUACUUCCUUAGAGGGAAAGCUGUAGAAAGAAACAUUUUAUUUUAUUUCAGUGUGUGAAAUAAUUUUAAGGUGCUGUUUUUUUUUAUUUGUUUGAUUUUUUGAUUUUUGUCUUAUGUGUCCUUCUGACCAUUACUUUCAUGGUAUUAUCAUUUUAGAUUGCACUACUUGCCAAGAACAUUUAAGAACUAUACAUCGACCUCUAAUUUAAUUAUAUUAUAUUAUAUUUAUAUUAUUAGAGAGAGCAGGGACUAGUUUAGUGGGAGGUUUUCCUCCAAAACUGGAAAUGUCAUUUUGUCACCAAGGAAAAAAAAUAGAAGAGCAAAGCUGUCUUUGCCGUUUAAAGUAGUAUGCUUUGCAGCCAUUCUGUAAGGAGCCAAAUGAACCUGGGGAGGGAACUGCUUUGAAUAUGCACCCCCGCUGUCUUUGAAGAGCCACUGCAGAUGAUUGCAUCACUACUGCCUGCAUGGCCAGACUUAACCCCUUUUACCCGGUGUCAGUGCAGAGAGAGGAUCUGCUUACUUGAAUUUUGUGUUUUCCUUUUUUUUUUUCUCCUCCACUGCAGAGUGUCUGCUUACUUGAAUUUUGUUUUGUUCACAAAAGCAUUUGCUUUGUGUUUGUUUUUGUUUGUUUUGUUUGUUUUGAUAACACAUUGUCACACUGAUGUUUCUAUUUUGUAUUUAUGUCUGAUAUUUUGAAUAUGGGAAUAUCCCUUUAUGGCGUUUCAGAAAGUAUAAGCACGGCAUUGAACUGAAGUAUAGUAUAACGGCUAGAAUGUUUGCCAUGAGGUCUCAUUAGACAGUGUUCACUUUUCCUCCACUUACUGGAAGCAUCUGAGGAGACAUCAGCAUUAUCGUGCCAAUGAGACACACCGUAGGUCGUGUGUUAAGUUGGUUUGUAAGUAAUACGUUUUUUAAAAGUUAAGGCACUAGAGCCAAGAGCCCUCGUCACGUCACAUCAGGCCUGAUACUUACAGGAGGGCGACGCCUCACAUUUAUGCAGCUUGUUUCCUGGGGCAAACUUCUUCACAGCGUUGAGUUGAUGGCUAGCAGCGUGCGGUAAUGAGGCAGCGUGGACCGUGAGUGUUGUUUGUGUCCGAAGGCCCUUUCACACCAAGUCCCGAAUUUUCGGAUGAACUAACCACACAAAAUCACGCAGGUCAUUAAAUACAUCCACACCAAGGACGGAUUUCGUUCAGUCUUUGGUGUGCAAAGACUAAUAAGAACACUAUUUAAUUACCUGCUUGAUUUCGUAUCAAUAUUUUGUCCGAAAAUUCGGACUUGGUGUGAAAGGGCCUUAAUAAGGAUGAUGGUGAUGAAGACUGGAUUGGUCCCUCCAGCAUCUCAUACUCUCCUUAGUGUCAUCUCACCAUGCCAAGUCUCAUUUUGCCAGUUUUUUCUCUUACUGAGUUUUUCAAAGUUUACAUAGCAAUAAAAUGCUUAAGACAC
Molecule: messenger RNA, 5323 nt
Organism: Alosa alosa (allis shad)
Lineage: Eukaryota; Metazoa; Chordata; Actinopteri; Clupeiformes; Clupeidae
Gene: ttll7
Product: tubulin tyrosine ligase-like family, member 7
Exons: 21
Coding region: 376-3336 (986 amino acids)
Biological process (GO): microtubule cytoskeleton organization; protein polyglutamylation
Cellular component (GO): cilium
Molecular function (GO): tubulin-glutamic acid ligase activity; tubulin binding
Source: RefSeq, a predicted model, not a curated record